GGUACUGAAAGAAAAAUUCCCGCGCGUCUACCUCACGAGCCUACGCGCGCGCAAACAGGAGAGCAUUUCACGCGCGGCAGAUGCUUCCCGGUCCUCGCUGAGAUGAUGGCUAUGUGGACGCUGUUCUGCAUCCUCGCCAUUGUGAAAAGCAGUCAUGGGGCUGAUACAGAAGAGAGACUUGUGGAGCAUCUUCUUAAUCCAGCUCACUACAAUAAACUGAUCCGACCAGCCACCAAUGGGUCUGAACUAGUGACAGUGCAACUGAUGGUCUCGCUGGCCCAGCUCAUCAGUGUGCAUGAGCGAGAACAGAUCAUGACCACUAACGUCUGGCUUACGCAGGAGUGGCAGGACUACCGUCUAACAUGGAACCCGGAUGAGUUUGAAGGCAUGAAGAAAGUCCGCCUUCCCUCCAAGCAUAUUUGGUUACCUGAUGUUGUCCUUUACAACAAUGCUGAUGGCAUGUACGAGGUAUCCUUCUACUCCAACGCGGUUGUCUCCUAUGAUGGCAGCGUCUUCUGGUUGCCACCAGCGAUCUAUAAGAGUGCUUGUAAAAUCGAGGUGAAGCACUUCCCGUUCGACCAGCAGAACUGUACACUAAGCUUCCGCUCAUGGACAUAUGACCGCACAGAAGUAGACCUGGUUCUGCGUGCGGAUGUCGCCAGCAUGGAUGACUUCACACCGAGUGGAGAGUGGGACAUCAUCGCUCUGCCUGGCCGUCGGAACGAGAAUCCCUCCGACCCAACCUACGUAGACAUCACGUAUGACUUCAUCAUCCGUCGAAAACCCCUUUUCUACACCAUCAAUCUCAUUAUUCCUUGUGUCCUCAUCACCUCACUGGCCAUCCUGGUGUUCUACCUGCCUUCAGACUGUGGGGAGAAGAUGACUCUGUGUAUCUCUGUCCUUCUGGCCCUCACUGUGUUCCUGCUGCUGAUCUCCAAGAUUGUGCCACCCACAUCUCUAGACGUUCCUCUGGUUGGGAAGUAUCUGAUGUUCACCAUGGUGCUGGUGACGUUCUCCAUUGUGACGAGUGUUUGCGUGCUGAAUGUGCAUCAUCGGUCACCUACCACACACACCAUGCCUCCAUGGGUAAAGCUUGUGUUCCUCAACAAGCUCCCCGCUUUGCUCUUCAUGCGACAGCCACGCAACAGCAGUGAACGGCAACGACUGCGCCAGCGUCGGCGAGCUAACGAACAGCAGGAAGGUGGGCGAGGGGGCCUGGCUGCUGGGCUUAUGGCAGGACUGGGCCUGGGAGACUCCACGUCCGGGAGUAAAGAGAUCAAUGAGGCGUGCACUUGCUAUGUGAACCGAGCCUCAGUGAAACAGUUUGGGGCAGAGUUUUGUGGAGGGGGAGGAGGGGGGUCGACUGAUGGACUAAACGGGUUAAGGGAAGGGGGGAGAGAGGCCAGGGAAGGAGGUUCCAAUCCAUUGCAGAGUUCUGCUCUGCCUCGUGGGAAGCAGCAACCCCCUACUGUCCUCACCCAGACGCUGCUGGCCCAGGCCUGCCCAGGGUUUGAGGAGGCUGUAGACGGAGUCCGCUUCAUUGCAAACCACAUGAAGAGUGAGGACGAUGACUGUAGUGUGAGCGAGGACUGGAAGUAUGUCGCCAUGGUGAUCGAUCGCCUAUUCCUUUGGAUCUUUGUUUUUGUGUGUGUUUUUGGCACAAUCGGAAUGUUUAUUCAACCGCUGUUCCAAAACUACACAGUCAAAACUAUCACCAACACACCUGGCUGACUAAUCACCAAGCACCACACCAAUGGAUGUUAACCAACAUCAGCUGCGACAGGAGGGUUGAAGGGAGAAGGGGGGGGCUCUGCCCAAGGGUAGGGGAAUUGUAACUUGUCAACAUGUUACUCUGGACUAACGCUAGGUUUAUAAGAACCUUUUUUGGAUUAUCACAACAAAAACAUGGAAGUGUAGAUUGGGUCCAGGAUUCUCGUUCAGGGCUCUUGUCCAAUCCACCUUCCCCUGCUUUUACGUGAAAAACCACACAAGCCAAUUGGAGAGAAAGGACACCUGUUUCCUUUGCUCUGCAGCCAAUAACCACUCUUUUCAGCAAAUAGAAAGACAUCCACUGCCCACAAGCUCCACAAUUAUUUUUCUGCUGUUUGUUACCUGCAUGUCAGACAAACUAAAAUGCCUGUUCUUUUUAAUUUCAGUGGACUUUCAUAGCUAAAUUUGUCUAAUUUAUUUUUCAUGGUCUAGAAGCCUGUCAAUAUCGGGUAUCAGGUUCAGCUUACUUUAUUUAUAUAUGUUGGUAGAUUUGGUUUGCAGUGGAUGAGUUCAUACAUUUGACAAAUGUUUUUACAAAGACAACCCAAACAUAAAACGACAUAAAAAAAUAUAAAACAACAAGAUUUUAAAAAACAACGCACACAUUGUAUGACAUGAUAAAAAUAAAACAUGAUAAAAAGUUCUCCACGUUCCAAUCAACAUUUAAAAAA
Xyrauchen texanus (razorback sucker) is the source of this 2441-nucleotide messenger RNA. Its product is annotated as neuronal acetylcholine receptor subunit beta-2-like. Gene Ontology annotation, biological process: regulation of membrane potential; nervous system process; monoatomic ion transmembrane transport. Gene Ontology annotation, cellular component: postsynaptic membrane; neuron projection; synapse. Gene Ontology annotation, molecular function: acetylcholine-gated monoatomic cation-selective channel activity; transmembrane signaling receptor activity. The coding region runs from base 103 to 1731 and encodes 542 amino acids. The transcript is spliced from 6 exons. The record is from RefSeq and is a predicted model, not a curated record. NCBI's taxonomy places the organism in Eukaryota, Metazoa, Chordata, Actinopteri, Cypriniformes, Catostomidae.